ACAUAACCCUGUCGAUCUUUUAAUAAAUAAAAAUAUAUUCUCAAUUUUUAAUAUUUAAAUCAAAUUCCAGUUUCAAACAUCCAUCUGACCAUCCAUCAAACAUACUUGUGUCUCUCAAUCUUAUUGUUAAUUUUUCUUUGUCGCGAGAAAUCAUCAAUUAAUUAAGAUGUCAUACUCAAAGAGGUCAAGGUACGUGUACUCUCCCUCUCCAUCACCACCACACAAGCGAUACGGAAGGUCUAUGGCAAGGUCCAGAUCGAGUUCAAGGAGUCGGAGCUAUGGUGCAAGUGACAUUGAAAAUCCUGGAAACAACUUGUAUGUGACGGGUUUAUCACGCCGUAUUACAAGGGAAGAUCUCGAGAAGCAUUUCGAGGCAGAGGGAAAGGUGGAAGAUGUUCACCUUGUGAUGGAUCCUUGGACCCGAGAAUCUCGUGGAUUUGGGUUUGUUUCUAUGUCCAAUGUUAAAGAAGCUGAUCGGUGUAUUAAGUACUUAGAUGGUUCUAUUCUUGAGGGCCGUGUCAUUAAAGUGGAGAAGGCUAGAAGGCGCAGAGGCCGAACUCCCACUCCUGGAAGGUAUCUUGGACUGAGGACUGUGCGUGCUCAUCGUCGAUCUCGAAGCUAUUCUCCUUAUUCGAGGAGCCGUUCUCCUCCUUACUCGUCUGAAAGUUAUAGAAGCAGGAGCAGGUCAUACUCUCCAUAUAGCCGGCAUCGCCAAUCAUACUCCCGUGGAAGGUCCCACUCUCGUUCUAGCUCCCCUUACGGUAGGCGCCGGUCUUACACCCCAGAUCAUCAUCGUAGAAGGAUCCGAGACCGUUCUAGAUCUUACAGCCCAGAAUACAGGAGCCGCCGAUACCAUUCUAGGUCUUACAGUCCAGAAGACCGUUACUACAGGAGGAGCCAGUACCAUUCUAGGUCUUGCAGUCCAGAAGACCGUUACUACAGGAGGAGCCGGUACCAUUCUAGGUCUUGCAGUCCAGAAGAUCGUUACUACAGGAGCCGCUACCAUUCGAGAGACUAUUCACCAGACUACAGAGAAUCGUACAGGUAUUCCAGAGAUUAUUCACCCGAUCACAGGGCUUCAUACAAGAGCAGGAGUAGAAGCAGGCGCUAUACAUCUCGGAGUGUGUCAUCUUCUCCGAGGAGGCAUUACAGGAGCUAUUCUUCUAGUGUAUCCCCGGUAAGGUCAAGGAGAAGCUACUCAAGAAGCAUCUCACCACCACCGAGAAGGAGCUCGAGGAGGAGCUACUCCCGAAGCGCCUCCCCUGUUAGGUCAAGGAGUGCAGCCUCUCGUGGUCGCGCUGCUUCAAGAAGCUACUCGAGCAGGAGUGGCAGUGUGAGGAGUUAUAGGUCUGUGUCGAGGUUGUCAACUCCUAGAUCUGUUUCUCCUAGUUAAAAUAUAAACCAAAUGCCGGACAUGUUUGCCUGCAUAGUCUUCAAGAAGCUACUCGAGCAGGAGUGGCAGUGUGAGGAGUUAUAGUCUGUGUCGAGGUUGUCAACUCCUAGAUCUGUUUCUCCUAGUUAAAAUAUAAACCAAAUGCCGGACAUGUUUGCCUGCAUAGUAGGAGCUUUUUUAUGCAUGUUCUUAUAAGUUUAAACUGAGUGUGUAUUUGAAGUGGAUAUUAUAUGCUGUGUGGUUAUCUAUAGUGUAAAGCAGUUUGCAUUUUAUUUUA
Molecule: messenger RNA, 1670 nt
Organism: Erigeron canadensis
Lineage: Eukaryota; Viridiplantae; Streptophyta; Magnoliopsida; Asterales; Asteraceae
Product: serine/arginine-rich splicing factor SR45a
Exons: 7
Coding region: 167-1393 (408 amino acids)
Biological process (GO): positive regulation of mRNA splicing, via spliceosome
Cellular component (GO): spliceosomal complex
Molecular function (GO): RNA binding
Source: RefSeq, a predicted model, not a curated record